Molecule: messenger RNA, 4362 nt
Organism: Lobosporangium transversale
Lineage: Eukaryota; Fungi; Mortierellomycota; Mortierellomycetes; Mortierellales; Mortierellaceae
Exons: 3
Coding region: 151-4245 (1364 amino acids)
Biological process (GO): protein phosphorylation
Molecular function (GO): protein binding; protein kinase activity; ATP binding
Source: RefSeq, a predicted model, not a curated record
UGACUUCAUCAUUCUCUUCUCAUUCCUAUUCUCAUUCUCUCAUUCUCUUCUUUUCAUUCAUUCACUUGUUAGUGAAAGUAUUUUUUUUUUGUUUGUACCUAUACCUUUUAUUUUUCUCACACUUGUAUAUUAAAAACACAUUCCUCAAAAAUGUCCUCUACUACUCUAAGUCGCCGAUCUGGCAUUCGAGCCCCCUCUGGUAGUGGCCGUCCACGGUCAAGACCCUCUUCUUCCAGUACGAAUGUCGAUCCUGCCAAUAAUGAAAAACAACAACAACAACGACAUUCAUACUCUGCCAGCUCUGGAUCUGAAUCUGAUCUAUUAGUUCCACCCGCACCUCCACCAACACAGCAAUUAUUGUUCACAGAAGAGCCACAAGAAAUGACAAAAGAGGAAGAAAGAGAGCUAACCAGAGGAGAAGCGAGAGGAGAAAGAGAAGAAAAAGUAAGAGGGGAAGAAGAAGUAGAAAAAGAUAAAAAUAUUCAUACUCGCCUCCUCAACGAUGAUAUGUUCACACGUGCGUACAAGCCUAGUUUUUAUUCCGAACCUCUGGGUGGUAGUACGAACUACGACAACGGAUUUAUUGAUUAUAUUACCAUUGGUAAUAGUAAUAGCAGUAAUACUCGUAAUAACACCCGUCCAGAUUCAGUAACUGAUGGUUAUAACAUUAGCAGCAACCACAACAGCAAUAGCAACAAUAGUGACAACGACAACGACAGCGGCAACACCGAAAAGGCCAAAAGUAAAUUCAUAUCGCCACCAUCUUCUCUAUCACCAUCAUCACCAUCAUCACCCCCUCCACCUUAUUCUCAAACUCCACGGGUCAAAACUCCAAGGCCCAACACUGUGCACCAGGACACUCUGAUUGGAAAUGGUAACAUCUAUAGUUUCCAUGAGCAUAAUUUCCCAAUGCCACCUCGCUCUCGCUCCCCUAACCCUCAGACCAACCCACAAACAGCCCUCCAUCAGCAACUGGAACAGCAGCAGAAACCAUCUCCUUCAUCAAUUCCUCCACAUUCACCACUACAGGAACAAGGAGCCGGUGUCGUUAACCAGGCUUUAUCGCGCUCCGAAAUCCCUCCUCGACGCGAUUCCAUAUGGUUGGGACCUCCUGAUGAGACCGGCACCGUCGACUCUGGCUCUACUGUACCAGCAUUCCAUCCAGGGCAGAGGGAACUAGACUAUUUUUGUCUGAGUCGAGUAAGGGAGGAAGACGAAGAUGGUGAUAAGGAGCAGGAGCAGGAGGAGGAGGAGGAGGAGGAGGAGGAAAAAGAAGAAAGAAAAACGGACGAUAGAGAAAUAAUAGUGGUUGUCAAAGAUUUUGCAGAGAGAACCAGAAAUGACAAUCCAUGGGAUGAUGCGGGAUACGAACAACAGCCUGUCAAAAAAUUUCAGUUACGGGAUCCCUCCACACCCAAUUUCCGUCACGCACAAGCACAAGCACAGACUCUGAUGCAUGGGCACAGCCUUCAACGACAAUCUGAUCAACAAUCAUUCCCCAUUCCACCAGUCCGACCUCGGGUCCGACAAGGUAGAAGGCCAAGGACACCACCUUCACCCAUUGAUGCGUUCCAUAAUGAGGAUGACGCCGGUGGAGACAACUUUAAACAAUAUACCAAUGAGCUUGAGACCCAAGAGACAUUGAAGCGAGAGCGAACGAGGAUCCUUCAACGCACAGUCGUAAGCAGCUAUCGACAGAUCAAUUACAAAGACAUCACCAAUGUUCAACCACUUAAAAAGGGCGGCUUUGGGGAAAUCCAUACUGCAGAAUGGUCGCGCCUCAAGGUGGUCUUGAAGAGAGCGCUGGCUGAUGGGAUUGAACAAUUUGAACAGGAGCUUGAAAUCUUGAAGCGUGUGCACGACUAUGAUUUUAUCGUCCCGUUCUAUGGUGUCACCAUGGACCCUAUUGCAAACGUGAGAUGCAUGGUAAUGAAACACUGUGCCAACGGUAACUUGUGUCAGUUUCUGGAAAAGAACCACACUACCUUGACCUGGGCAGAACGAUACCGGUUGUCGAUUGAGAUCACUAAAGGGCUGGAGUUCCUUCACAAGUCAGGGUUCUAUCACCGAGAUCUCCAUAGUGGUAAUAUUUUGUUGGACGACAAACGAACAGCCAUGCUCUGUGAUUUCGGGCUGAGUCGAUCCGUGAACAAAACUCGUACGAUGGAUAUGACUGCAACUGUGGGUGUGGCGUCCUUUUUGGCACCUGAACGUUUCCCAGCAGAGAGACCUGUUUAUUCUGCUGCAUGUGAUAUCUACAGUUUAGGAGUCAUCUUUUGGCAUAUUACCUCUGGUAGGAUUCCGUUUGCUAAUCGAUUGGGAGCUGGGACUGGGGUCGCAUUGUUACUGCGUCAGCUCAUGGAGGGUCUCCGUGAGGAGAUUGAGCCGGAUACACCAGUCGAAUAUAGGAAUCUGUUGACUCAAUGUUGGGAUGUCAAUCCUUCUGAACGACCACCAAUUGACAUGAUCAUUGCAGUAUUGCAAACUCUUAUGGCUGAACCUUCAGAACCAGUUCAUCUUCAACAACAACACGGCGGCUAUCCUUAUCAUCACCCUCACCAUCGUCCAGUCGCAGCAGGCUUCACAGUACCCAGUAGCACUACCUCAGCUGCUUUGCCUGUCCCUCCGGAAUUGGAUACAAAGAUGGCAAGUCUGGAACGCGCUUCCAACACGCUCAAUAAGAUGGUAUUUGACAUCACAGACCCUACCAUGAGAGAGACAGUUGACUAUAUCCACCGCAUGCGUAGGCGCUUCCGAGAGCAACGAAUGCCAAAACAACCAUAUUCCCUUUCCAACCCACCAACGGUACCCAUCUAUCUUUGUCCACUCGUAGGGGACAUUGAAGGAUUUGAAUACCAUCUUUCAGUCCAUGACAAAUCCUACAAUCCUAUCAAUGAAUCUAGUGAGCAGACAGGUGAUACAGCUUUACACUUGGCUUGUCUGUUCCUUGAAUCCCCAUUGGAUACGAUCAAGGUCCUAGUCGAACUCGGCGCCGAUAUUAAUCUCGAAAACUUGCAAGGCUAUACGCCUCUGAUGAUCUUGGUCUCCUCAAAUACUCAGUACUGUUAUGAGGCCCUUAAGUACCUUGUCAUGCGUGGAGCGCGUAUUCCGGCUUAUAUCCGUAAUCCGAUUACACCCUUGGGUAACGCUCAAACCUAUGCCAAGGACAUCGUUAACGAAUCUAGACAACUCCAGAUGGAUAAUUCUGUCAAAUAUGCUAAACAAGCUAAAGUUAAUAGUAUUACCCACAACAACAGCAGCAGCAACAAUCGUAAACAACGAGGAGGAAAUCGGUUCUAUGCACAAGGCCGACCUCUUAUCCAUGUUGUUGCUGCGAUGCAAGACGACUAUCGAAUUCUGGACUGCCUUUGUGAAGCAGGGCUGGAUCCGGCGAUUACAUUUGGAGGUGAGAAUGCUUUAGUAGCUGCGGCAGCUCAUUUAAAGAUCAAGAACAUGGAAUGGUUAUUGAACAAUGAUCUCGAUAUCAGUUCGCAAAAGAUGAUCACGCGUGCUACUAAGGUCGUCCGCUUACUCCAUGCACCCGUCCCAACGUCCCCGACCGAUAUCGGUGGGUUUAAUGUCUAUGGGCACGGGACUAUGUACAUCACUGCCAAUCAUAAACGAGGAGGCGCAUCCGGUCCUGGGACAAGUUCAGAUGUCAUUAUCAAGGGUUCUACCUGGGGUCGACUUGACCCAAAGGAGUUUCCUGAAGAUAUCCGUGAGCUAGGUCAAUAUUCUUGGGCAGGUGCUGCUUAUAAAGGUCGUCAAGGUACAGAUCAAUUCAACAAGGACAUGAUUGGGCCAGUAUUACAGCUUUUAGAACAAUGGUCUGGCCAUCGACUGAAUGAGGCAAGGAAACAAGUCGCAACCAAGCUGAUGAAGGCGCAUCGCGCUGCUGUGGCUGCAAUGGCUGCUGUGGCUGCAGUCGCUUCGAAUAAUGCAACGACGAAUGCUACUCCUCCCAUUCUCCCCCGUUCUCCUUCUCCCAUGCGUAUAGAUACUGUUAGCGCAAGUCACCACCACCAUCACAACAGCCCCAGACCUUCUUCCCCUUUUGCAGCACCAUCUAGCCUUGUCAGCCCAGGGGAAAGUGUUCCAUAUAUACCUCCUCCACCUGCUAAUCUUAAUCCUGGUCGAGGUAGUUCUAACAUCAAUAACGGUUCUUCUCGUCAUCACUCCCUCAGAAAGAACCAACGACAUUUAAUUGAUCAUGUCUUAAGAGCCAAGGCACCAGUCCGGUACUGAAAAAAAUAAAAAAAAGUAACAUAUACGCCCGAUUAUCUUGUAUCAAGACCUUCCUUUGUUUAUAGCCGGAAAAGGCCUUUUUUUGUCUUGUGUUUUUUUUUUCUUGGUAAAAGUACA